Messenger RNA from Bombina bombina (fire-bellied toad), 1065 nucleotides. It is a transcript of the gene MRPS7, whose product is annotated as mitochondrial ribosomal protein S7. Gene Ontology annotation, biological process: ribosomal small subunit assembly; translation. Gene Ontology annotation, molecular function: structural constituent of ribosome; mRNA binding; rRNA binding. NCBI's taxonomy places the organism in Eukaryota, Metazoa, Chordata, Amphibia, Anura, Bombinatoridae. Gene Ontology annotation, cellular component: ribosome. Bases 88 to 744 code for a protein of 218 amino acids. The transcript is spliced from 5 exons. The record is from RefSeq and is a predicted model, not a curated record.
GGAUCCGGGCCAGGCUGCCUUGGUACGGGGGAAAUGUAUCGGUGAUGGGGACAAAUUGCAAUAAUGCGUAUAUGGAAAGAUAAAUAAAUGGCCGUGGUUUUGACCCAGGUGAGAUGGAGCAGAUACAGCCCUAUGUACCUGGAUCCAGAGCCAAAAAAGGAUAAGUACAGCCGGCCGCUGGAGGAGCUGAGUGAAGAGGAAAAAGCAGAACAGGAUCUGAAAGUGGUCAGUCCCAUCAAGGCAGCUCCACCUAACGUAAGCAGCUCCCUCUUCAGCGACCCAACAAUCAGUAAAUUCACCAACAUGAUGAUGAAAGGAGGAAACAAGAUUCUGGCACGUUCCAUCAUAAAUAAUACUUUGGAGGAGAUCAAGAGAAUCCAGUUGGGGAAAUAUUACAAAGCAUCUGAGGAGGAGAGGAGCAGUAUUGAGUGUAACCCGUAUACCAUCUUUCACCAGGCGCUAAGUAACUGCCAGCCUAUUAUUGGCCUCACAAAUGUCUUAAAAGGAGGCAAAUCUUACCAGGUCCCCACACCACUAACAGAGAACAGGCGGCGCUUCAUGUCCAUGAAAUGGUUAAUUACAGAGUGUCGGGAUAACAAGCACCGUCGGACUCUGAUGUAUGAGAAGCUGUCGCAGGCGUUAUUGGAGGCGUACCAUGGUCAAGGAGAGGUGGUCAAGAAAAAGCAUGAUCUGCACAAAAUGGCCGAAGCCAACCGAGCUUUUGCACACUUUCGAUGGUGGUAGGAACCAGUCUGUGAACCUCCUCUGCAACAGAACUAUAGGACUCGGGAGCUCUUCUUGAGCUGGUUAUGGAACAAAAGUGUUUUCCCCCCUGGAUUAUUUGAAGAAAAAAACAAAUCCCCCAGACUUCUCUCUUUUUAGCCAGCAUCUUGUUAACUCUGAGUAACACCCCCUUUAAUGCCAGAUGUUGGUAGAAAUAUUCAAGAUGCAGUUGAGGUCACAAAUUUUUUUUUUAUUUUUUACACCUCUGUGAACUGUAAAUACACAUUUUCUGCAAAUUGUUCAUUUCGCUGAGUAAAACUCCUUAUUCUUUACACACCUUAA